Messenger RNA from Alternaria alternata, 861 nucleotides. RefSeq lists its product as hypothetical. Lineage: Eukaryota; Fungi; Ascomycota; Dothideomycetes; Pleosporales; Pleosporaceae. The record is from RefSeq and is a predicted model, not a curated record. The transcript is spliced from 3 exons. Bases 165 to 701 code for a protein of 178 amino acids.
AACGACAACAGACCAAGCAAAGUCACAACGACAACUCCCACUGCGCCAGCACCGAAGUCUUCUGGUGUCAAUAGCCUCAGGCUAUAGAUGUAUCAGAUACUGAGAGCGAGGAUGAGAUCCCGGCAAGCGCACCAACCCCCAAGAAGUCAUCAGGCCGCCCUUCGAUGAUCCCUACACGAGGCUCCAGUUCUGGAAAGCGUAGACGUGGCACUGAUCCAAAUCCUCAGUUUGGAAGAGAGGGUUGCAAGACCCAAGUCUCAACCGGCCCCACAACCAUACCAUUCCGCUAUCGAGAAGGCCCGAGUCAUCAAAACAUGAACUACAACAUGCUCGACCAAGGCUUCUCCAAUACGACGAUGCUCCCCAAGCAUUCGACCGCUCCUGGUCUGGUCACCAAGCCCGGAAGUCUCCACCUACAAGCAAGAAAUCACCAAGAACUGAUGGCGACGAUGCUCCCCAAGCAUUCGACGCCAGCCGUCUGCCUCGUCCAGGCGCCUAUCGCAGUCGCCUUCGUCGGUCCCCAAGGUGCUGGCAAGAGCUUAUUGUUGUGCCUGGGUGGCUGUUGUGCGCCAUACCGCCGUUGCUGGUCCCCAGAGCCAUCAUGUUCGGUGACUUCCAGACAUUAUCCACGUCGUCCCUCUCCUCCCUCCCUUCGUAUACCGGUAACUAACACGCUUCCGCAUUCGCAUCGUAAACAUUGAACGUCGGUCACACAUACUGGUAUGACCAUCCCAAGUUAUCAUGGCGCGGCCAGGGAUGUUGUAUGAUGUUUACCUGGACAUUCCCAAAGUCAUACCGGCGGCCAAGGAUGUCGUGGGAUGUUUACCUUGACACCCCAGGGUCAUACCGGCGGCCGGGGAU